Molecule: messenger RNA, 2312 nt
Organism: Tilletiopsis washingtonensis
Lineage: Eukaryota; Fungi; Basidiomycota; Exobasidiomycetes; Entylomatales
Exons: 1
Coding region: 51-2225 (724 amino acids)
Biological process (GO): phosphatidylinositol phosphate biosynthetic process
Cellular component (GO): fungal-type vacuole membrane; endosome membrane
Molecular function (GO): metal ion binding; 1-phosphatidylinositol-3-phosphate 5-kinase activity
Source: RefSeq, a predicted model, not a curated record
CGAGCGCCAGCGGCGGCAAGAGCGGCACCGCCGCGCCGCCCGGCUCGCGCAUGCCCUCGCUCUCCGUCGCCGAGCCCAACGCCGCGGCGCCGCGCAAGGCCAGCGGUGUCAGCGCCAGCAGCGGGCUGGCAUCGCAUGCGUCCGGCUCGUCGCAGCGCCGCACGUCUAGCACGCUCUCCAAGCCCGUCCUCGGCAGCGCGGCGACGGUCUCGCUGCUGCGCUCGUCUGGCGAGUCCUCCUACCCGUCCACUGCCGCGACGUCGCGGGCCACGGCGCGCUCUCUGGCGCCCUUUGCGCUGCGCUCGACGCGCGCCUCGGCGCUGACGAGUACGGCCAAUGCGCAUGCGCACGCAGCGAAGGACGCAGGCGAAGGAGACACGGACUCGCUCGGAGCGCUCAACAGCUCGCGCCCGUCGCCUUGGGGUGCUGUGCCGGGCUUCCCGCUGCCGCGCGACCUGCUUGCCGAUGAUGCGCGCUCCAUUCGCUCCACCUCGUCGCGCCCCCGCUCCGAGCUCGACUUUCCGUCUAUUUCGAUGCCAAACGUCGCAUCGACCUCUGCGCUCGGCGCCCGUGCCAGUCCUGCACCCUCAUCUGCCGAGGCGAUCCGCCGUCUGCGCGAGGGGGCUCCUGGCGGCGACCGCCGGUUCUGGCUGCCAGAUCACCACGCCGCCGCGUGCGGCGGAUGUGGCAUGCAGUUCAGCACCUGGCGCAGACGACACCACUGCCGCACGUGCUAUCUCGUCUUCUGCGCCAGCUGUGCAAGCACGAUGCUCCCUACGCGCGGCGCCAAUGGGCUACCAGGCCCUCCGGCACGUACUUGCGACGGCUGCGUGAAGCUGCUGCGCGACACGGGCCCCAGCAGCAUGUCGAGGCACAGACGCGCGCGACUGGACAGCACGGCGAGCUCGGGGCCGAGCGCCUUGGAGAAGACGGACAUCAGCGCGCCUCUUGAGGCUUCGACGCAUAGCCCGCAGGCCGAGUUCGGCGCCAAUGCUCUCUUUGCGCGCUCGCGCGGUCUGCCGAGCACGCUGAGCAUGGGCGGUAUGGCUGGCUUCGGGCAGGACUGGGACGACGAGCGGAUGAGCAGACCAGCUACGCCGGACAUGGCAGCGUUCCGCAUCGACCGGCGCAUCUCGGAGGAAGAGGGGGUGAUAGCUGCCGCGACCGCACCGUUCCGCCGAGGCUUAGGCGACGAAGACAAAGCGCCAGCCACCCCGGACGAGGAUCUCGAGCAGUUCAUGCAGCGAGCGCCCGGCGAGGCAGCUGUGGAGGCGGCUGCGCAGGCCGCCUCUACCAGUGCGCGGCAGCCUGUGUCUGGCGACGCCAAGGCAGAGGGCCCUGCAAUGUCCCGUACCGUGCCGCUCCUGGCCUUCCCGACCCGCUCGAGCGACAGUGCCGAGACUGCGGCAGGGGACGGAGGGGACAUAUCUCCCAACACGCGCAGCAGACUGACGAGCGAUGCUGCUGCCGGCCUGUCGAGCGACGCUCGCUCGCGCCUUGUCAGCGAUGCAGCGCUCCGAGCAUUCCGGCGCUCGCGGCUGCGGACGCGGACAACCCUGGACGAUGUGCACGGCGCUCGCGACGGCGAGGACGGCUCGGGCUCAUUGGGCGUGUCGCGUCGCGACAGCUACUUCGGUGUGCAGGGCGCAGGCGCAGGCCUCGAGGCAGUGCCGGCGCAUGGACUCGGGCCCGUGUCGCUCGCAUAUCUGCGCACGAUGCUCGCCCAGUGCCUGGUGCGAGCACGCAUUCCCGACACGCACAACUGGGCGCACAUUCUGCUGCCCCUCAUUCUGACCGUCUGCAGCAAAGUGCGGCCGCGUCCGCGCGCAGGCGAGGCCUGUGAUGUGCGCGCCUACCUCAAGCUCAAGCGCAUCCCUGGCGGCGAGCCGAGCGACAGCGUGUACGUGCCCGGUGUGGUGCUCUCGAAGCAUGUGGCCACAAAGCGCAUGGCUCGCAACCUGCCGCUCGUCCGUCCGCGCGUCAUGCUGCUGGCUUUCCCGCUCGACUUUGGCACACAGGGUCUGACAAGCCUGGACCGCGCGAUGCACGAGAAGGAGUACACCAGAGUCCUGAUCGCGCGCAUUGUCCAGCUGCGGCCGAAUCUGCUCGUGGUGCGCGACAACGUCUCGCGUUUGGCCAUCGACAUGCUGGAGGUGAGCAGAAGCGAGAUGAGGCUCAGCUCUGGCGUUGCUGAGACGCCCUUGGCCCACAGGAAGCAGGCGUGACAGUCGUCUGGAGCGUCAAGCAGAGUGCGCUCGAGGCGAUCGCGCGCUGCUGCAGCGCCGACAUCAUUCCUUUCAUCGAUCGUCUCG